AUGACAGGGAAUAUCCAAUUAAAGAGAAUUGAAGUUAAUCAAUUAACUAAUUUAGAUGGUUUUGCAACCAGAAAUUAUGUUAUUAAUGCUUUAAAAACAGAGUUGGACAAAAAUAAAGAAGUAGAAAACAAAAAUAAUUGUGUUCCGGUAUCUAUUAACACGAUUAACAAACCAUUUGAGUUUGUAUUGGUUAAUUCGGGGGCAUUAAACAAUAUUCGAGAAGAUUACCACAGUUUCCAAGAACAUUUUGGAAAAAACAAUAACAGCCAAGUAGUAAGUUUUUUAAGUUUUAGCGGUGAUACACUAAUUGUCCCUAUUCCAAAAGUUGGUGAAAAGAUAGAGGAAAACUUAAUUAAUGCUAAUGGUGCUACUCGUUGGUUAUCUACUAGUGGUUUAGAAAACAAAAAGCCUUUUGAAAUAGUUUAUGAGUUAAAAAAUUAUGAAGUAAAAAAAUCUUCUUUAUCUCUUUCUGCUAGAAGUAAAGUAAUUGAUAAAAGUGGCAGCAAUUAUUUAAGUGAAAAUAGGGAAGAUUAUGGUCCAGGUAGAAAAAAUUUUGACCAACUUUAUAGACGUAUGAGAAAUGCGUUAAGAGCGAAACCUACUUGUAAAAUUUCAGGACAUAGCGAUUCUUUUGACGAAGGCAAGGAUUAUGCUGGAAUGAUUGUCUAUGCGAUUGAUAACGAAUUUUCUUGA
Messenger RNA from Entrophospora candida, 693 nucleotides. The record is from the annotation of a GenBank genome assembly. NCBI's taxonomy places the organism in Eukaryota, Fungi, Glomeromycota, Glomeromycetes, Entrophosporales, Entrophosporaceae.